AUUGGGCUUGCUUAGCAUUGGUCACACACAACCCCUCACCAUGAACAGUGUUGCAGCUGCCCUCCUUGUGUGGACGCUGACUUCUCCCAGCAGCAGUGGCCAUGGCAGAGGGGACGCUUGGCCCACUCACAUGGCCUGCAGCAGUGGGGGCUUGGAAGUCCUCUACCAGAGUUGCGAUCCCUUACAGGAUUUUGGCCUUUCCAUUGACCAGUGUUCCAAGCAUAUCCCGCCAAACCUCAACAUUAGAUUUGGCCUUAUUCUGAGAGAGGACAUCAGAGAGCUGUUUCUGGACAUAGCUCUUAUCUCAAGAGGCUCUUCUAUUCUGAACUACUCCUACCCCAUCUGUGAGAAUGACCUGCCCAAGUUCUCUUUCUGUGGAAGAAGAAAAGGAGAGCAGAUAUACUAUGCUGGCCCUGUCAAUAAUCCUGGACUUGAUGUUCCACAGGGUGAAUACCAGGUGUUGUUGGAACUGUACAAUGAAAACCAUGCUACUGUGGCUUGUGCCAAUGCUACUGUCAUCUCCUCCUGACCAUGGCCUGCCAGAAAAUGCACAGCAAGCUCAGCCUCGGGGGAAGCCAAGGUCCCCAGACUCAGCUGCCUGUAAGAACCACUGGUGACCAAGAGAGGUUCUACAAAGGAAUUCCUCAUGGGUCCCUCUGCCAUUCUUAGCCCCAAGAACAGAUGUUCCCAGACCCCACAGAUGUAAUAAAGCCUUUGAAACUAUC
Phodopus roborovskii (desert hamster) is the source of this 725-nucleotide messenger RNA. It is a transcript of the gene Ly86, whose product is annotated as lymphocyte antigen 86. Gene Ontology annotation, biological process: positive regulation of lipopolysaccharide-mediated signaling pathway; innate immune response. The coding region runs from base 41 to 529 and encodes 162 amino acids. Lineage: Eukaryota; Metazoa; Chordata; Mammalia; Rodentia; Cricetidae. The transcript is spliced from 5 exons. The record is from RefSeq and is a predicted model, not a curated record.